Closterium sp. Naga37s-1 is the source of this 945-nucleotide messenger RNA. The record is from the annotation of a GenBank genome assembly. Lineage: Eukaryota; Viridiplantae; Streptophyta; Zygnematophyceae; Desmidiales; Closteriaceae.
AUGUACGCCCCCGUUUUCCCUCCCUGCUUGCCCUCGUUUCCCCACCUUGCACGCCCUCAUUUUCUCCCUUGUACGCCUUAUUUUCCCCCUUUGCACAAUCGCAUUUCUUCCCCUGAUUGCCCUCAAUUCUCCCCUGCUUGCCCUAAUUUCUCCCCUUCUCCUCCCUCCAUGCCUUCUCCUCCUCCCGCCAUGCCUUCUCCUCCUCCUGCCAACCCCUCUCCUCCUCCCACCAUGCCUUCUCCUCCUCUCGCCACCCCUUCUCCUCCUCCCAACAUACCUUCUCCUCCUCCCAACAUGCCUUCUCCUCCUCCUGCCACCCCCUCUCCUCCUCCCACCAUGCCUCCUCCCCCUCCCGCCGUGCCUUCCGUCCUCCCGCCAUUCCUUCUCCUCCUCCCACAUCUCCGCCCCUGCUUCUCACCAUUUCACCUCCUGCUUCUCCUAUUUCCCCCCUUUGCUCCUCCUUCUCCAUGUUCUCAACUUGUCCACCUCCGCUCUUUUUCGCCUCUGCUUCUCUUCUCCCCCUCUCCUCCUCUUUUCCUUCACUGCUCCUCUUUCCCCAUUCCCCUCCUCUUAUCCCCCCCUACUCCACUUCCCCUUUCUGCUCCUCUUGUCCCCCUCUGCUCCCGUUUUCCCCCUCUGCUCCUCUUGUCCCCCUCUGCUCCUCUUGUCCCCCUCUGCUCCUCUUGUCCCCCUCUGCUCCUCUUGUCCCCCUCUGCUCCUCUUGUCCCCCUCUGCUCCUCUUGUCCCCCUCUGCUCCUCUUGUCCCCCUCUGCUCCUCUUGUCCCCCUCUGCUCCUCUUGUCCCCCUCUGCUCCUCUUGUCCCCCUCUGCUCCUCUUGUCCCCCUCUGCUCAUCCUUUCCUGUACUGCACCUCUUUCCACCCACUCCUCCUCUUUUCCCCCUCUGCUCUUGUUUUUCCUCCCUGCUCACUCACUCACCCAUUUGA